GACUGCCGCUGCAAGAGGGGCAUGAAGAAGGAGCUGCAGUGUCUGCAGAACUACUGGACCAUCCACAUGGGACUCACUGAAGGUGGAGACAUGGAUGACUCAUCCCCGUAUGAACCUGUAGCACCAAACCGACACCCUGACGCAUUCCGCUUGGCCUCCAUCUCUUCAGGGAUGCUGACAGUGGCCCCAAAAGGUUUCCAAUGUCUCGACAGCGAGAGAAACUGCAACCCCUGUCUCGAUGCAGCCAAAGCCUGCAACCUCAACGGCAGUUGCAAGAGGCAACGCUCCGCCUACAUCGCUACCUGCAGCAAGGAGGACCCCAACAAGGGUGAAACCUGCAACAAGAAGCGCUGUCACAAAGCUCUGAGGUUGUUCCUGGACCGCGUGCCCCUUGAGUACAGCCACCGGUUGCUCUUCUGCCCCUGCCAGAGUGAGGGUUGCGCAGAACGACGCAGGCAGACAAUCGUGCCUGAUUGCUCUUAUAAAGAUAAGGAGAAACCCAACUGUCUGGAGCUACGGAAGGUCUGCCGCCAGGACUCUCUCUGCAGGUCUAGGCUGGCGGAUUACAUGGUGAACUGCUGGGUGACUCCGAACACAGUGAGCACCUGUCCCAACCAAGACAAUCACCAAGCCUGUUUGGCCUCCUACGCAAGGCUCAUCGGGACAGACAUGACUCCCAACUAUGUUGACAGCAGCUUCUCCAACUGGACCGUCUCCCCGUGGUGCACCUGUAAGGGCAGUGGAAAUCAAGAAGAGGAAUGUAUGAACUUCCUGCGCUACUUCACCGAUAACACAUGCCUAAGAAAUGCCAUACAGGCCUUCGGUUAUGGGAUAGACAACAUGCAGAACAAAAAUGUGUCUGUCCCAGCUCCCUCAGCAACGGCGAAGAUGGGGUCGGAAUGGUCAACAGGCACCUCAGAACCUCCCUUUGUCAUCAUUUCAAAGUAUCCUGAACCAAGAGACGGUGGCCUGGACAAAACCAGGGGCCUGCCAGAGGAUCACUCUGCCUGUCUGUGUGCCAAUGUCUGGGCUCUAGUUCCCGGCCUGGCUUUGGCUCUGGUCCUGGCCCAGCAUGCCUUAUAGAAGCGCCAGGAGGAGAAAAAAGAGGUCAUCCACCCACAAGCUGAUCCCAAAAGCAGAAGGUGUUAUUUCUGAGACUGAUAUUAAGAAGGCUGAAUCUCCAGGCAGUUGACGUAAAUGGCAUUUAUGAAAGAAGAAAAAAAACAAAAAGAAGAAGAAAGAGGUGGAAAAUAUUGAAAUUUUACUAUCGUGAAUUUGUUGUUCAAUUGAUGUAUUGUUAGGGCGGACCAAUGUGAUGAAGCACAUGGCUUUAAAAAGUCCCUUGGUAGGAGAAACCAAGAAGGCCAUUCUCUGGGAAUGAAUCUCCCUCUGACUGAGAGACAAAAACCUGGAGGACUGAAGCUGAUCAUGUUAAAGACUUCUGCACUUUUCUCACCAAAGGAGGGAGAGAGGGAAUGAACAACAUAAUUAAAAGAAGACAGGAUUGACAGUAAAGAAAUUGUUGCAGAGAGAAAAGGAAUAAGCAAGAGGUAAAUGGGGUAGAGUGCAGGCAAAAAGAGAGAGAGAAAGAGACAUUUCUGCUAUCAGUCACUUUUUUUUGUCUUGAAUUGGUUCUCGACUUAAUCUUCUCUUGGAUGAACAGACCACAAAUUUAGGGGCGGGGAUGGGGGAUGAUCACAUUCUGUCUCUUCAACACAAGUGUAAACUCUAAACUGUAAAGCCUACUCAGUGUUCUAAGUGUUGGUAUAGUAUCCGUGACCAUAAUCAAUUUACAGUACAGCUCUUUCAUUUGGGCACUACAGUAAACUUUUUCAGCAGGCUGUGAAAAGAACUAAAUACGGCAACAUUACCAGUUAAUGGUUCUUUGGUCAUUUGAGAUGUUGUUGUUGAUAACUGUGGGUGUACGCCAUACGUCCACCUGCACAUGUGUAUAAUUCUGUCAUGUAUAUAAAAUUUCUUUCAUUCAACCGAAUUAUAUCUUCAGUACCUUGAAUGGACAUUACUGUUAACCUAAGAUGGCUCUGUUUUGAGUAUUGGUACUAAUGGAAGGCCUUCAUUAUCUGCGUUUAUAUUUGUCUAUAAAGGUUUGAUCAUAAAGAAUGUAUACAGGGAUGAGAUUAAACGAGCUCAAACAGCUUGGAAAGCCAUAACCUGUGUGUGAGUAUCAUGCUGUGUUCACUCAGUGUGUGUGGACAAUUAUUACAAUGUGUAUGCGGCUAUGUUUACAUGCAGGAGAAAAGUAGCUUAUAAGGAGUAGUUUAAAUUGCCAGUGUGGGAGUUCGCUCUAUCCCCUCAGAGAUGAGGUUAUGAUGCAUAGUGUAAUUAACGGCAGGGUUUUUGGAGGGUAAGGACAUCCACCAGUUUUGGAGAGUGCCUGUGACCCAGCCUUUUAACUCUAUUGUUCCUCCUUUCAUAAAAUAUUUUACAGAUCCCAUACUGUAGGCCUCAAUUCACAUAUAUAUGACCAUAUCUAUUUACAGAAAAAAUUUGAACAUGUCCUUUUUUUGUCCAAAGUUUAUAUUAAGCUGCAACUUUAAAAUUUAACUUAAGAAAAACUUAAUUUAAAAAAUGUAAUAACUUAAAUGAAUAGUUCAACAUUUUAGAAAAUACAUUUUCUUUCACUCUCUUGCCAAGAGUUAGAUGCGAAGAUUGAUACCCUUCUCAUGUCUGUACACUAAAUAUGAAGCUAGCGCCAGCAGCCUGUUAGCUAGCAUAAACAGGGAAACAGCUAGCUUGGCCCUGUCCAAAGGUAACAAUAUAUGACUACCAGCACCUCCAAAGGUGCCAAAUUAACUAUUUACCUUUGGACAGACCUCUGUUUGUAUUCUUUGUGCUAAGCUAACUGGCUACUGGCUUAUUUAGCAAACAGAAGUGAGAGUGGUAUCGAUCUUCCAUCUAUAUCCCAGCAAGAAGGCGGCAGUUUUAUACUAACUUACACUAAAUUUACUUCAUAAAGGAUUGGUUCACAUAUUUUCGAGUACUUUCAAUACUGAAAGGCCUCAUAUAUAUUGAGAAAGCUAUUUGCUGUAAGUACUGUGGAUUUUGUCCCCUGUAUUGGAGUAACUCUAGAAAGAAAUCUCAUCAGGGCCAGUGUGGACAGCAACCGUAAUAUAUGGACAUGUGAGUGUCAUAUUAAAAAUAUUAACCUAUCCUUUAAAAAAAACUCUCUGAAGUCUUUCACAAUGCAGCAUUACAUCUGGAAAGUCUCCAGUGGAUAGAUUUCACUAUUUAAAACUAGAGGAGCUGAUUUCUUCAGCCAAUCAGCAGUGUCCACUAUUGAGAGGACUAAUGUAUUAUAUAUAUUCUGUAUUACAGUAUAUUUGCAAACAAGAACAAACAAACUGAAUAGUGUUGGAACUUUAUUUCAGCCAAUAUAUCACUGUAUUUAAACAAGAAUAAGAAUAUUGUUUUAGCCAUGGUGCAUUCCUUUUCUUUUCAACAUAUACAGCCUCUGACAUGCUGAGAAAAUACUCAAACUUCCAUUGGCAUGUUUGCCAAUGAAAGAUGUAUUUUUGUAUGUUUAUGCAUACAUAUUUUUUUCCUUGCACUGAAUAAAUGUUGACUGAUGCACAAUCAGUGUUUCCACCAAAAUGUUUAUGUCUUCAGGCGGCACAUCAAGUCUAGCGCUCUGCCACAUAAAUGCAUGCUACUGAACCAAACAGCUUUAUGUUACCGACUGAUUUAGAAAAAGGUUUACAAUCUGUCACAGGAACAGAU
Morone saxatilis (striped sea-bass) is the source of this 3738-nucleotide messenger RNA. Its product is annotated as GDNF family receptor alpha-2-like. NCBI's taxonomy places the organism in Eukaryota, Metazoa, Chordata, Actinopteri, Moronidae. Gene Ontology annotation, molecular function: signaling receptor activity. The record is from RefSeq and is a predicted model, not a curated record. Gene Ontology annotation, biological process: nervous system development. Gene Ontology annotation, cellular component: signaling receptor complex; external side of plasma membrane.